AUGGCGACUCGAAGAAAUAACAAAUCCGUGCUUUCGAUACAACAGAGAUUUGAAAUUGUGCAACAACUAAAAAGUGGCGCGUCUGCCAGGAGAUUAGCAACUAAGUACGAUGUUCACCCCACCACUAUUCGUCGUAUACGACAAAAUGCAGCGGCCUUGUACACAUUCGCGAAGCAAGGGGUCGAAAUGAGGAAACGGAAGAAUAUACGGAAACCAGCGAACGUGGAACUGGACAAUCGGAUGUACACGUGGUAUUUAGAAAGAAAGGCGCUCGGGAAACCCGUCACGAAUUCGUUAUUGCUAGAAAAAGCAAUCGAAUUCAACAGAGUGGGCGGGAGACCAGCGAAGCCCAUCUUCAAAGCUAAUGACUUUGCGCAACGAGUGGAGCAAGAAGGACUCGAGUACAAGAAUAUUUAUACCAUGGAUGUAACUACUCUUUUAUGGAAGGCUAUUCCCACGAAGAUCUUGAGCGAUGAGCAAAACAUCGAGAGAAUACAAUUGGAAAAAGAUCGAGUAACCGUGGACUUAUGCGUCAAUGCUACAGGAGGCCACAAGCUUGCUCCUUUAUUUAUUCAUAAAAUAAAAAAUCCAAAAGAACUGAAACAUGUUAAAGAUAAUUUGCCAGUCAUUUUCAAAGCACACUCGCGAGCUUGGAUAGAUCAAGAAAUAUUUACGAAUUGGUAUAAGAAUCAUUUCAUACCAGCUGUGAAAACACAUCAAUUAGGUACCUGUGAUAAAGUUAUCCUCCUCCUGGAUAACUAUCGACACAAUCUCUAA
Hylaeus anthracinus is the source of this 777-nucleotide messenger RNA. Its product is annotated as jerky protein homolog-like. Lineage: Eukaryota; Metazoa; Arthropoda; Insecta; Hymenoptera; Colletidae. The record is from RefSeq and is a predicted model, not a curated record. Gene Ontology annotation, molecular function: DNA binding. The coding region runs from base 1 to 777 and encodes 258 amino acids. The transcript has 2 exons. Gene Ontology annotation, cellular component: nucleus.